Molecule: messenger RNA, 663 nt
Organism: Penicillium brevicompactum
Lineage: Eukaryota; Fungi; Ascomycota; Eurotiomycetes; Eurotiales; Aspergillaceae
Product: putative secretory component protein shr3
Exons: 2
Coding region: 1-663 (220 amino acids)
Biological process (GO): endoplasmic reticulum to Golgi vesicle-mediated transport
Cellular component (GO): endoplasmic reticulum membrane
Source: RefSeq, a predicted model, not a curated record
AUGGCAUUCAAAAGCGGGUCGUUCGCGACUUUCCUCAUUGUCUGCCCGACUUGCUUCUUCCUGGGAAUCAUCUUCUCCCUCUUCCCCUACGACUACCCUAUCCUCUGGUCCACCGUAACCACCCCAGCCGCCCACUAUGACUACCUGGAAGCGCACCUCCGCUUCCUGCAUGCCUCGCCCCCACUCAUUCCUCGCAUCCUGCAUAUCGUAAUCUUCCUCGGUCUCGCCGGCCUCCUCACAAAGCUCUACAAGCCCUCGGAAUCCAACAUGCUCUUCGACGGUGCCUCUCUAGUCCUUUACAUGUGCGGCGUAACCGUCUACAUCGCCAACAUCGUCAAGGGUCUGCGCCUUGCCUCGGCCGGUCAAUACGGCGCCGAGCUCGCCUCCACCCCCGACGAGAAGGAGCAGAUUCUUGGCCGCGAAGACUCCCUCAAGGUCCUCUCCGCCAGCAACACAAUCCUCGCUCUUGUCCUCGUUGGCAUCUUGGUUCUCCAGGCUGGUCAAUGGUACGCGGAGCGCAAGGACGCGCAGGAGUUCGAGUCGCUUGCGGGAGACAAGAAGGCCGAGAAGGAAUCUGCUGAUUCGGGCGCUGUGUCUGGCUCGUCGACUGCCACGGCUGCUAAGCCUGGUCGUGCAGGCAGCCAGCGCAAGAAGAGCAAUUGA